GAAGUUUGAGGUAUGAGGGUGGGUAGGCGGCCACACUUAAGUGUGCGGCCUGGCUGGCAGUGCCAGUUGUAGAUCAGCCUUGGCCGGCUGUUGGAAAUGCGGGAAUAUUAUUUACAUCCGGUAUUUGGAAAUCGUUCUGUUUGUUGUUAGUGUUGUUGCUGUUCGUGAUUUUUUUUCAUUUAGAUAUUUGUGUCGUGUCGAGUUACAAUUUUUCCUCCAAUAUGUCGUUCUCAUUCCGCUGCAGUGUGCAAGCAGCCUUUAGCCUACUGUAAUAAUUAACUCUUCUUGCUAUUUCCGUCUCAUACGUUGUUUUGUUUAUCAUUUUUUCUUCUUCAUACAUUGAGAAAUCUAUCACCACCUUGAAAAAAAAAGAAAGUAUUUUAUUCCGAGGCGGGGGAUAGAAAAACUUGAUAAAUGUCGAUGUGAUAAAAUAUCAUCAUGCUGAGAAACGUAAGUGCAUUGAUAAACUUGUCGAGCUUUGCUUGGAUUAUACGAAUAUGGUGUGAGAAUGAACGCGUAUCAAAAAACGGACGGAAGUAAAAGGAAAUAGAAAAAAUUACAGCAAGAAACGGUUGGAACAGCAACAGCUCAGGUUAAUGUAUACAUAUUGAACACGCGUGCAGUGCCACCCCGUCUGAACCACGACCCGCCACGGCGGCCCGAAGACCUUGGUGCCAAUAAUAAUAUUUCACUCGGCACCCUGUCGACGAGCCAAAUAACCCCACAUCGCCUGACCCCAGGAUUUGGUAGUAAAUUUCCAAAAAACAGCAAGACGUGAAAACAGUGAGACUGAAAAACGAUCAGGGAAUCUGAUGUGGAAGAGAUUGCGGAAACAAAAGUUUUGUGCCGUAGGCCUGCGGAUGACCUUUAUCUCUGUUACCCUGAAACGAGGCAUGACGAGAGCCUGAGACGUCAUCGUCAUGGCUAGCAGCACGGAGGAUUACGGCUCCGAGUUACAGGAACUGCAGUGGGGCGGAGGAAGCGGAUCCAACUUCCUGAGGAGUGGAUCCCACUUCCUAAGAACGGGAUGCUACGAGGCGGAGGACCUCGAAUCGACGAGGCAUCAGACCGGCCAAAACAGGGGCUACUACAGCCCACCGGGUACCAGUUACACAAUAGUCGAAAGGCCCCCGAGCGCCCCGCACCAUCAUUCGACCCACACGACACCUUACCGGAAACGGGGACAUGGGGGAGGCGGAAGCGGAGCGAUCUCGCCGGAGCAAGUGCUCAGGCUCUUCGGCAACGGUGUCAACGAGAAACGGCAGACGGACAGACGGACGCCGGCUUCGAGUCCCGCCAGCGUCGCGGCGCUUCGGAAUUCCGCAAGCCAGUCUGGACAGCAAAAUCUUCAAACCUCCCCACCGCCGCAGCCCCCAAGCCUCCAGGAACUCACCGUGAGGACCAUCACCAUGGCCAGAGAUCCUCCUGACUCGCAUCACGGCUUUGGGAUCUGCGUGAAGGGAGGUAAAGACGCUGAAGUGCAGUCAGGUGUCGGUGUAUAUAUUUCACGUGUCGAGGAGGGUUCAGUUGCCGAACGAGCUGGACUCCGUCCCGGUGAUACGAUUCUUGAAGUGAACGGUAUCCCGUUCCGUGCAGUGACCCACGAAGAGGCUCUCAAGAUGCUUAAAUCCUGCCGGACGCUUAGCAUGACGGUUCGCGGGCCCGCAUUGGACCCUCGAUGUCGAGGGAGUCAUCCCGGGUGGACGGCUUCCGGUCGGCAGCAAUCCUGCAGCUGGAUGGACCGCCAGGGUCGCCCUGCUUCCCCACCUCCGUUGCACGGCCGAGACGGCCGCUACGCGGCCCAUAGAACGCGGAAAGUCGAGCUCUGCAUCGAACCUGGACAAUCCUUGGGACUCAUGAUUAGAGGGGGUCUAGAGUAUGGUCUGGGAAUCUACGUUACCGGCGUGGACAAGGACAGCGUCGCGGACCGAGCCGGACUUUUGAUUGGGGACCAAAUCAUCGAAGUCAACGGACAGAGCUUCGAGGAGGCGACCCACGACGAGGCGGUCCAGAUACUGAAGACGAACAAGCGCAUGAGUCUGGUCAUCAGGGACGUCGGAAAGGUUCCUCACUCCUGCACAACCAGUCAACCCGUCGUCGUUCCUCCGUCUCGGUACCAGGAGCACGAUCCUCUUCUUCUGGACAGUCCGGCCAGCCAUGGAAAUCAUCGGCCGCCCAGUCCGGGAACCGGCAGUACCGAGUGGAGGAAUCGCGCUCUUCAUUCAGCAACUGCCGCCAUGGUGGAAGAGAAGGCCAGGGUAGUCCUCGCCAGGAGUGAAAGAGCUGCACUGUCACAGCUCCUUGGCGACUACAGGAGUCGUCGGCUGACCAUCGAGGACCUCGUUGCCAGUUUGGGCGAUCUUUUGAACACUCAUGAAAAGCUCACGCUUCUCACCGAGCUCAGGGAACUCGUUGACGGAAAGGAUCGUGCUGCCUUUGAUGACCUCGUUUACAGACCAAGGACCAACGUUACUCUUGCCAGGAGGAAAGGUGAUAGGACGCAUUCUGAUCUCGUUGUGACGCCGUCGAUUCACGAUCUUCCGAGAGGGGGCGUUGGUGGCGUUGGCGGUAACGCCACCGGAAGUUGUUGCCGACCUGCGAGGCUCGUGGACGUCGAAGGAGAUCCCCUAGGAGUAACGGGACCUCUUAUACCAAGGGAAGGCCAGGGGGAGUAUAGGUCGCCGAGUGAGGACAGCGGUCUCGGAGCAGACAUGCCCAGGAGCAGAGCUGGCUGCAGACGAAGCCAACAGCACCAAGUCGCAACUUCAGACCUCGCCCUCUCCAACGAUGACGAGUGCGAUAAUCAGGACUACGAGGACGAGGCUGAAAAUGACAGAGGACGAAGACACAGCUCACCUGGAGGUUCCCGAGGGAAUACCAGAGAUUUUGGACACCAUCAUUUGCACGCUGACAAUUUGGAGAGCGAUGGCGGUUGCGAGGGUAGCGACUCCGAGAUGAUGGGAAAUGGGAGACGCGGCGAGAGGGAUCGCGAAGAGGAUGAUGAGGACGAGGAGGGCAGGGAGGAGAGGAACUCGGAGAGUGGCGGUGGGGGUUUCGGUGGGUGGAGAAACCACCUUCUCGGUGGCCUUACGCAGCGCGUCAAGUCCUGGUACUGGGGCGCCAGGCCCCUAUUAACACCUUUACAGGAACUCGCGCACAAACUAUCUCGCAGCUUCGAUAUGCAGGAGGCACAGUUGCUGGAGGAAGUCGGCUCCGGAAGUGGGACAAACGGCAGCGGAGGAUCCGGCCGUCCUCCGAGACGUCAUCACAGCGCCCAGCGGCUUGCCCGAGGUGACAUGGCAACCGGAAGAGAGGACGAUGGCGCCCUCGUCGUGCCGGACCACCAGGGGAACCUUCGCAUCACCGUCAGGAAGACAAAAUCGAUCCUCGGAAUCGCUAUCGAGGGUGGCGCCAACACGAAACAUCCCUUACCCCGGAUCAUCAACAUUCAUGAUAACGGGGCGGCUUUUGAAGCUGGAGGACUUGAAGUUGGCCAAUUGAUCCUUGAAGUGGACGGACACAAAGUACAAGGGCUUCAUCAUCAAGAAGUGGCACGACUGAUAGCAGAUUCGUUUGCACGGAGAGACCGCAACGAGAUCGAGUUCCUAGUCGUCGAGGCGAAGAAGAGCAAUCUCGAGCCAAAACCAACAGCGUUGAUAUUCCUGGAAGCGUAGCAAGAGUCCCCCACCUCUGAGCCAGAACCUCCCUAGCUCUAAAUAUCGAACGACGAGUGCUAUAACGCGUACGAAAAUCUCCUGGGUGAUGAAAUUUCGAAAGAAGAAAGAGGAGUUAAAGAAACAAUAUAAAAAAAAAAAAAUUAAUCGAAAAUGGAAUCACACCGGGGAGAAAUUCAGAAUAAAAUUCGUUGAAAACGUUCACUCGUUCAGAGAAUAACAUCAUCAGAGCUGGCCCAGGUGGUGGGACUGCAUGAAUAAUAAUGGUGUAACUAUGUAAUCAUUAGGUGAAUUUAAUAUUACACGGAAAUUAAUAUAUGCAUUAUUAAUAUAUUCUAAAAUCUGCACUGAAUAUGUUAUCUGUUAUGUUUAUGUGAUUACGAAGAGGUCAAAGGAAACCUGAAAGAACAUGUUCGAAGUAGUGCACUGUGAGGUUAGAAUCGAACUACGGAAAAUCAAGAAUCUUAUUUACGGACGAUUUUGAAAUUCCACCCUGGGUCUAUGGACUGGAAAAAUAAACGGAAACGUGAAUCUUCAUAGUGUGGCAGCCUAGAAAAAAGAAAAGAAAAAUGGCAGAGAAGAAAUUAGCAAUAGCGUCGCAACAGAACAGCCACGUUCUCCGCCUUGCGAUUUUACCUCACGCGUUUUUUCAAUUACACCAAUAAUUUGUAGCGAUCUUAGUUCCAGUAGCUUCUCUGUUUCUGAAAUUAUUGAAAAAAAAGUUUGUCUUUCGGAUUUCGGAGCAUCGAUUUCUCAAUCUUGGAUUAAAACAUAACGCUUCUCGCUUAGGUUCGUAAUCCGAAAUACCAAUUUCCCGACAUGCUACCAAAAAUAUAACCGUUUAUCGAUCGAACCAAAUUAUCGCAAACACCGUUGAAUGUGCAAAAAACAAGGUAGCGAAAAAACUGAGAAAACAUCCAACAUAUUAUAGUUGAUCGCCCCGGAUUAUUAUCAGUAUUAACAAAGGUUUAAUAUAAUAUACCUAUGUAUAGUAUAAGAGAUAAAAUUUAAGCGAGGUACAAUUGUUGUUGCAUGAUAAAUAUAUAUGAUACGUUUUACCAAUUAUCAACGCAACUUCUGAAUAUCAAAAAAUUAACUUCAACAGUCUGCAAAUUUCAAAUGAUAGUGAAGCUCAUUUCCUGUCAUCCAGAAGUUGCGCUGAGAAUAGGUCUAGUUAUUCAUAUUUAUUCAGAUAGUGUGCCAAACAAUCGCGAUGUUUUCUGUAAACGUGGGAUAAACCUGUUUAUUAUUAAUACUAUUAUUACACAAUUGAUAUAAAAUGAUGAAUAAUAUUAUACUUGUACGAAUAAGAAUAAUAUAAAUAAUAACGAUAACAUACAACGUAAUACGUAAACUGUGAAAUAUAUACAUAUAGAUUUAUAAUAUAAUAUUAUAUAUUUGGACACAAACAAAUUAUACAUCGUAUGUACCUAUCAGGCGUUCAAUUAGCCAUAGAGUCACCGGAAAAAUACAAGUGUACGAUGAAGUAAUCAUGCAGCAGAGAAAACCAACCGUGAUUUAAUAUUAAUAAAAGUAAAUAUAUAGUUAAAUUAAUAAAAUAUUUAAUAAUUACAUACCGAGUGAAACAGUAUAUUAUAACUGUACACACAUACCUAAAACUGAUAUAAACAAUAUAAUAGGUAAUAUUAUUACUGUUGACAAACGUGUUACAGAAAAUGUUGAGAAAAAAAAGUUGAAAAAAUGUAUUGAUAAUAAUAAUGACAUACAAUAUGGUUGAACUGAAAAGAAAAAAGCUAGUGGAAGUUGACUUGAAAAGCGCGUUGUUAAACUGAUAUUACUCAUAAUAAUACACUUCAAAUAUUUGAACAAUCAAUUAUAUUUAUAAUAUAAUCGAUGCGAUGAAUUUAACUGUCUUACAUGCUUUACCAAAUAGAUGUGUACGCGUAUAACCGUAAGUAAACUUUAGGCUACAUAAGGAUUACGAUACUAUAUACUGUUAUAAUAUGUAAAUUCAUAUAGACGCUCGCAAACUGUAUAAUAUAUUAUAUUUAUAAUAACGAUGAUAAUAUAACGAUAGAGACUUUAACGGGAAUUGUUAAUGCUUAAAGGUAUAAAUAUAGUAUUGAAUAUAUAUAUAAAAAUCAGUGACACAUUAUAUAUUAUUAUAAUGAACAUCCUCUGUAUUGUUGCUGUCGCAAGCAAUAAAUGAUAAUAAUGACAUUAACAAUAAGAAUAAUAAUAACAUUAAAAACAAAUAUUAUAAAAUUAAUGAGAAGAUGAUAGCCGGCAGCCGAGCCUCCAGCUGGCUUAUAUUUUGCGCCAUUGACUAAACAGCGUAAUUUCCAUAGACACGUGUCUAUAUUGUAUAUAACUAUAUCGUUCAAUCAUUUCUUUGCCUGAUGAUAUUGAUGAAUAUGAGUCCGUUACCAUUAUUAAUAUUGUUGUUUGUGAUUAUUAUCAUUACAAUCGUAACGUCUGUAUCAAUCAGUGAUUGUUGCACUCGCAGAACUUGAGUACAUAGGUAGAUAGGCACAAAAUGCGUGUGUAUAAUAAUAAUAAUAAUAAUAAUAAUAAUAAUAAUAAUAAUAAUAAUUUGUAAUAAACCAAAGCUUAAAUAUUUCAUAUAUGAUACUAAUUUUUAUGCGCAUCGCUUGAUUAUUAUCUACUUCAUAUAUUAAUUGUACAUAAAAUAUUGUUGUACGUUUAUUCAUUUUAUUGUUUAUUUACUUAUUUAUUUAUCCGGUAAUAUCAAAUCUACGACAAGUAAUAGCGGUAGGUACGUGCCAAACGCGAGAAACAAUACCUCAUAAACACAUAGAAACAAUUAGCAAUAAAUUGAAAUAUACUUUCAAUUAUCAUUUUUCAUGUUCUAUUAAUAGAGGUAAUUGUAAAAAGAGGAAAUCAGUUAUUCACAAAACACUUUACCAGCAUGAACUUCAUUGUAAUUCAAUUUUCGAAUCAAUGAUAUUUAUUAUUAUUUUCACUAAUGGUUAUAACAACAAUUACAACAACAUACAUCGAUGAUAAUAUGAUAAAUGAUAGUAUAUUGGAGUUCCGGAUUGUCAAGAAAUGAGUGAAUAAAUAUAAAAACAAAAAUGUGUAAAAUGAUACACUCUAUAAUAGAUAUGAAAUUAAUAUAAAAUUGUUAUUAUCAUUAUUAGGCUGAUCUUCGAUUAUCACUAUUUUACGUAUGACUUGUUUAAUAAUAACAAUGACAGGUAUAACAAUAUGAUGAUAACAAUAAUAAUAGCAAUAAUAAUGAUGUAUGAUACAUUAAAAGUGUUCAUCAUAAAUUUCAUGAUAACUCGCGUCCAUUCUGUGAUUUGAAUUUAUCUUAAAGAUUUAAAUUGGUAUCAUCAUUAAUUGGUAAAACAGAAAUAUUAUACCCCCAUGAUUAUACCGCACGCUCUCAUGAUAACUUGACUAUGAAUUGUGUGAAAAUUCGCAUGCCCACUAUGCCGAUCACCGAUAUUAUCGGUAACGAUCGACCAGGAAUUACGAUCAACGUAACUUUUGACCUAUGUGAAGAUCGCAUGCGGACUUCAAAUGUCUUGAAAAUUUUGACGCCAAAAAAUUGCUCCCUAAUUCCUUUUAUUUACUCCCACAUGGUUUUCGAGAACUUGAAAAAAAAUGCAUUUCCUACAGCCGCUGGGUGUUUCGUAGAUUUUGCAAAGUUUUGCAGUGCAAGAGAUUAAUGAAUGACAAUUGCAAAGAAACUAGAAGCGAUCGAAGAGGAAGUGGUAGCAUUUAUUCUUCCGUUCGACCUCUCAUUCUUUCGAUCGGGACGCGAGUUCAAAUCUGGCGCCACUGGACCUAACCUCUCAAAUAACUUCCUUUCUGUUUUCGGAGAUUUUUCGAAUACUAUACUGGAGUAAACGAAAAAAUUGGUAUUGGUAAAUAAGUAAAGAACAAUUGAGUAGCAACUGAAAAAAAUUUUCAUUUGGUCCGUAUCAACAUACUUUUUAUUGGAGAUUUCGGUUUAAAUCUACCGCUCGUUGACGUAGUCUACAAAUAAGUUACUCUGGUUUAUCUUCAGAUAUCUUGAAAACUGUAAGAAACCAAAUCCCGAAAUCGGUAGAUACGUAAAGAGGAAUCGAGGAGAAAUAGAAGCAAUUAUCACUUGAUCCGAAUCGAUAUUUUUUCGUUACACCAGUUCGAAUCCAUUUCUCGUCGACAUAACCUGCAAACUAGUUAUUUUGGUUUGUCUCAGUUUUUGCAACAAGUGUGAGGGAAUAAAUGACAAGACUUGCAAAGCAAUUACCAACGGUCCAAGAGUAAUUAGAAGCAAUUAUCAGAUUUUACACAUCUCCAUACGUUCAAACGAAAUAUCAAAUAGAAUUUGACCACACUUCACCUAUCGAAAAACUCCUUAGCAGUUUUUCUUGACCUUGUCGAAAACCGUGCCGAAGCAAUUAUAAAAAACGAAAAAAUAAUAGAGAGCAAUUGUUUAAAUAUGGCGCCAUUUUAUUCGGGAUCAAGUGUCUGACACGUUUUUUUGGACUUUCUUGAAAACCGUGCGGUAGCCAUUAGCACAAGUUAUAGAGCAAUUGUUUGGUACACGAAUUUCUGCAAAAUUCAGCGAUUUUGCAAAAUCUAAGAAACACCCGGCGGCUCCAGGAGAUUCGUUUUUGUUUUGAUUUUUUUUUUUUUGGACGGAUUUUCUGGCAAAUAAAUGAAGUGAAGUAAAGUGGAUGCUCAAUACCAACUCACAUUGAUUACUACCUCGUUUUUUUCGUUGCGUACAACUAGCGCAUCGUAUCGUAUACCACGUAUUAGAAGCUGAACUUUAGACGCAUAUAACAUGUACGGAAGAAAAAUAUCGAAUGACGCAUUCUGCAGAGGUGCGUUCUGACACUAAAUGUACUUGUAAUUUAAAUUUACGCGUGAAAAUGAAAUUUAUUUAUUCGCAUCUGAUUUGAUUGUUUUUCCUUUUAGACAAACAGUAAAAGAAAAAUCAAGUUUUCGCACAACUUCUGGAGAACUUGAAACUGGCUUGAGAACGAAAUAAGUUGUGUAAAAUUCGAAGAAUCGGAAAACAGAACAUGCGAUAACAUUAACAACAUUUUAAACUCGGCGUUAUAUCUAUCUAAAUUAUGAAGUAAACACGUUUUUUGGUAAAGCACCAAAAUAUUGUAAACAAUAAGUCUUGAAAAUUAUAUUCAUAAGAACUCAAAGGGAAGGCUGAAAGAUAAUCUAUUUCGUUCUCACUCGUCAGCGCGAGAAAUUUUCUCCUGUUGAACUACGCCGAAGAACUCUGAGCUUAAGUAUAUAAUUAGUAUAUUGAUAGACGGAAGCCUAGAGUAAGAAUUACGCAAGCGUCGUCGUGACACUUAUAUUCCGUCAGUGAAAAAACCGUCGCUCAUUCCUGAGAUCAUUAAGAACCAGAAAAGUUAUCUGCGAUUUUUUCGAUUUUUGGUUGACUUGAAAAGAUUUCUUGCACAAAUAUUUGUUACAUUAUAUUCAAAUAAAUACCAAAUGCACUCAGGCUAUUAUAACAUUGA
Neodiprion fabricii is the source of this 9136-nucleotide messenger RNA. It is a transcript of the gene dysc, whose product is annotated as whirlin. The transcript has 16 exons. The coding region runs from base 921 to 3674 and encodes 917 amino acids. Gene Ontology annotation, cellular component: plasma membrane; stereocilium tip; stereocilia ankle link complex. The record is from RefSeq and is a predicted model, not a curated record. Gene Ontology annotation, molecular function: protein binding. NCBI's taxonomy places the organism in Eukaryota, Metazoa, Arthropoda, Insecta, Hymenoptera, Diprionidae.